Messenger RNA from Cajanus cajan (pigeon pea), 536 nucleotides. NCBI's taxonomy places the organism in Eukaryota, Viridiplantae, Streptophyta, Magnoliopsida, Fabales, Fabaceae. The record is from RefSeq and is a predicted model, not a curated record.
UUUGGUAUGGUGAAAAAUGUUAGGAAGUGCAAUAUGGACGACGUUAUAGUAGAGGAGAUAUGUAUCCUAUUGCUCAUAAAAAGAAGGAUAGAUCAUUUGUGAACGAAGAUGCUAGACAAAAAUAUGAACAAUUGCAUAAUGAAAUUCAGGAGACUUCUUCUGAGAAUGAGGCAUUCUUGAAAGUGUUUGGAAAGGAGCAUCCAGGAUAUGUUCGAGGCAUGGGACUUGGGGUUACUCCAACUCAAAUCAUUGGAUCAUAUUCUUCCUCUACGAGGUCUGGAUCUUCAUCAGAUGCGGCCACGAUAGCAGAAUUGCGAUCUGAAGUUGAAGCACUUAAGGCACGAGUUGGUGAAGUUGAUGUUUUGAAGGAACAAUUAGCUUUCCUUAUGCAAAUUGUUAAAGGAAAUCUUUUAAAUAGGACAAAAUUACUAUUGAUUGAAAUUCAUGUGAAUCUCAUAGUGGAUUUCACUCUAUAUUAUUUAGAAGGAUUCACUGGAUUUCACCUUGUGCUGAAAAGAGUAUAUCUCACAAUGUGA